CCGGUGGAGUAGGUGGGUGUUGGAGUAAGUGGAGGAGCAGAAGCUGUGGCUAGUGGCCAGGUGACAGUUGCCAUCCCCUGCCCGCACUAUGGGCAAUUGCCUGAAAUGCUUCCAGUCUGCCGCCGAACAAACGUUGCCUCCCAACGCCGCGUCCCCAAAUUCCAACUCGAACGCCUGCCCGGUGGCCACCAGUCUAGCUAACUGCUGUGACUCUGUUGGUGCCAAUUCCAAUGCGAACGAGCGCUGUGUGCCGCGCGAAACCGAUGAACUACUCUCUAGCCGAACUCCACUCAAGCCAGCAAAAGCAAACAAUUGUGAUACUAAGCGUAAUAGUUUUAAGUCUUUGGGUUUGCUAAAUGGCAGUGCACCUACCAUGAGCGAUAUCAUAACAACUGCUGUCAAGGAGUCCAUGGAGGUGUCUCAACAGACCCUGAACAACCUAUUCGACGUGUACAAAGAUCCGGACGAUGAUGAUAUGAUACUAACGGACGGUAUCGAACGACUGUGCAAUGACCUCAAUUACCAGCCGGAUGAGUUUGCCAUUCUGGUGCUGGCCUGGUGUCUGGACGCCUCUCAAAUGUGCCGCUUCACUAAAACGGAGUUCAUCGAGGGCCUUCACAAGAUGCGGGCGGAUAAUAUCGCCAGCAUCCGGUUACGGCUAGAGCAGACAAUUGAAAUGCUAAAGGCGGACGCUGAGAUGUUCAAGCAGCUGUAUCGCUUCACCUUUCGGUUUGGCCUGGAGCCAGAUCAGCGCGUGCUAUCGCUGGAAAUUGCCAUUGACCUGUGGAAACUAGUGUUCACUGUACAAACACCUGAUCUCUUCUCCAACUGGAUACACUUCCUCGAAAAGCAUCCGAAUAUUCGCCGCAUACCGAAGGAUACAUGGAACAUGUACCUCAACUUUACGGAACAAUGUGAUAUACAAAAUUACGACGACACGGAGGCUUGGCCCAGUCUGUUCGAUGACUUUGUCGACUAUGAGAAGAGCAGGGCACUGGAGUCGGCUGGCAUACAUGACGAUGACAACAACAACGACGAUCCGCUGCAGAGUCGGGUCAAGAGCGAUGAUUCCCGUCUGGUGUCGUAGUAUAGCCGCCUUCAGUCGUUAGGGCCAAGCAACGUUCAACUCGCCAAUAGAAAUUAAAAAAAAUGUAUAUUUUUCACCCCCUUCACUGUUUACUCGCUCUCUUGCUGAUGCUGCUGCUUAGGUAUUUUAUUUUCCCGAAAAAAUUCCAAAAAAUAUAUAAGGAAAAGUAAGGAAGCAACACCCGUGACCACUGAAAAUGAACGAUGCGGUGCUGGCGCUGCUUGAGGACUUCCAACUGCCAAAAAAAGGCCAGCUGAUAUUUUGCGCCCGGCUGGAAGAUUGCAUCCUGGCCAACCGAAGCAAUGGACGCAUUUGUUUAUGUAAUUAAAGACUUAUAGACAAGAAUUUCGGAAAAAGCUCAAUCAUUGGUAACCGCAUGUGUAUAUAACUAAACGACUUUAAGGCGGAGCAGUAGGCGGAUCGUAUAAUACUUAGCAACUAAUUGAUGUAUUAUUUUAAACCAGAUUGCAACAUUUUAUGGCACUUAACUAUUUAAAUGCAUACAAUUACAUUACAUACUUAAUUGUAAGUAGUGGAUGUGAAUUCAAUAAAAACCAACUGAAACAACAA
Messenger RNA from Drosophila bipectinata, 1657 nucleotides. It is a transcript of the gene SCCRO3, whose product is annotated as defective in cullin neddylation 1 domain containing SCCRO3. Lineage: Eukaryota; Metazoa; Arthropoda; Insecta; Diptera; Drosophilidae. The record is from RefSeq and is a predicted model, not a curated record. Gene Ontology annotation, cellular component: ubiquitin ligase complex. Gene Ontology annotation, molecular function: cullin family protein binding; ubiquitin conjugating enzyme binding; ubiquitin-like protein binding. Gene Ontology annotation, biological process: protein neddylation.